Molecule: messenger RNA, 2997 nt
Organism: Phialemonium atrogriseum
Lineage: Eukaryota; Fungi; Ascomycota; Sordariomycetes; Cephalothecales; Cephalothecaceae
Product: fungal-specific transcription factor domain-containing protein
Exons: 1
Coding region: 203-2608 (801 amino acids)
Biological process (GO): DNA-templated transcription; positive regulation of transcription by RNA polymerase II
Molecular function (GO): DNA-binding transcription factor activity, RNA polymerase II-specific; DNA binding; zinc ion binding
Source: RefSeq, a predicted model, not a curated record
UGAGGGGCGGGGGUUUUGAUUUGAUCUUCUCCAUACCCCAGAUUGUCUGUGCUAAGGCAGUUCCCGGCCAAACGAACAACCGCAUCAUCAGCCGGCCUCCGAUGCAACACUGUUCCCUCGAGUUGAGAAGGCGCAGGCGAGCUACGGAACGCGAACGCGAGUGUCGGUGAUUCCCACCAGAACCCCCAGCCGCCGGGACGCGAUGUCAUCGAAGCGCAAGGCAGUCGACGCCGAGCACACUGGGGAGAGCAGGCCGUCCACCCAAGCUGCCGGGAAGCGCCAGAGGGUUUCCAGGGCUUGCGACCAGUGCCGCAUUGCGAGGGAGAAGUGCGACGGCGUCCAGCCUCAAUGCUUCCCGUGUGUCUCCCAGGCCCGGCACUGCACCUACCAGGUCAACCCAAAGAAGCGAGGCGUCCAGACGGGCUACAUACGCACCCUCGAGCUGGCCCUUGCCUGGGUCUUUGAGAAGGUGCCUGGCUGCGAAGACUCCCUCAACUCCCUCCUCAGCCACGAGGCCGGCCGAGGACAGGUCAUGCUGUCGGGCAAGAACCUCAGCGCAACGAACCGCUUGCAUAAGAGAUGGAGACGGAGCAAGGUACACCAGGUGAUAGAAGGUAUCCUAUCGGGGGAUGUCCCAUCGCAACCCCGGGCCGACAAGGACUCGCCGUCCGACGAAGCCAGCGAUACAGACGGAGAAACAGAGAAAGAGGCUUCUCUUCAGGCGAUCAAGUCAGGGAAUGCCGACGACUCUCUGGGCUUCUCCCCGCCGUCCCCGGGUAACAUUAGCAAUAGCCCACUCAUCCAGGUCAGCAACCGCUCGCAGAACAGCGACCUGGUUGCGUCAAGGACAUCUCCGAUGCGACCAAUAUCCGCCGGCUUGUCUCAUGCACCUCCCGGUACGUCCUCCCGUUACGCCCAGCAGCUGAAGCUGCCUUCGAACCACUGGCGAUUACUGGACAUCUACUUUUCAUACACCCAUUGCUGGCUACCAAUCCUCAAGAGGCAGGAAAUUUUCCAGACUUCAUACCUCUACCCGUCCGUUGGCGCCCUCGCCCUUGAUCCUACGUCGUCUGCAUCAGCUGCCCAUGCUGAACUUUGGAGCGCCUUGGCACUGGCAUCUUUCCAAGAUGCCACGAGUUCCAAGCUCUCCCCGUCUCCGAACGAAUCAGGCCAGUCAGAACUCCUAUCCCCGACCCAGAUCUACGACAUAGCUCGGAAGCUCAUCCCGUCGGAAGAAGGGCCCUUCCACGUCCAGCAUGCGCGAGCACUGCUCCUACUAAGCCUGAUCAACCUUGGUCGAGAGAAUCUCAGGUCGGCAUGGAUACUUGUGGGGCUCGCUAUCCGCAUAUUUCUCGAUGUCGGCAUUCACGACUGGUCCGUCCUCGGCCAGCUUGAGCAACAAUUCCGCUCGGUCUUUAUCGCUUGUUUUGUCUUGGACACUAUUCUCUCCGAGAGGCUUGAUAGGCCUCCACAUCUCAGGGUCGAGGACAUGAUGCACGCCCAUCCCGUAUCCGAGAAUGACCUCGACGAAUGGCAACCAUGGAUGCCCUGUGAAUCAUUCGGUCAGAGCGCCAGCAUAUCCCGCCAGUCACGCAGUCCAGCAUACUGCAUGAGCACCUUCAACCAACUGUAUGGCAUCGUGAAGUCCGUCAGUAGAGAGCUGAUGGCGAGGCACGGAAAGAGGGACACCAGCCCGAAAACGAGCCAGAUGCCUUAUUUGCACCAGGCCAUCAGUAGCCGUGCGCCGUUUGGCGCAUUUGUCCUCUCGCCGGAGCCGUCUUCGGCCACCAUUCCGUCGCCUUACUUAGUCAGAGUGUUUUUUCUCUGGGCCGGCAUGGUGCUUGAUGAGGACACACCCAGCAUUCAUCUGACCAUGGACGUCCUCGAAGAGUACCAUCACCAAUUCGGCAUUUGCGCCGCACCCCCGUUCUUUGCUACUUGCCUUUCAUCACUGGCCAACCAUCGCAACUUCAACAUCCUGUCCGAAGCGGAGAGGACGCGGUUCGCUUCCCUCAGAAACAGUUUCCUGUCCGUAUGGAGUUGUCAUAGCGUCGACGGUGACGGUAACCGUGAUUUCCAAGAUCGCGGCUACUCCCUCAGCCAUCUUCCUCACCCUGCCCCCUACCCACAUUCCGAUUCGCACCAGGCCGCCCGCCAGCCUGCUGGUGCAUCAGCCUAUCUCUCUGCCCCCACCCCUCCAUCAUUCUAUAGCAACGCAGCGGCUGUGCCAGUUCAGCAACUUGCCUCUGCCGCCCAUGCAUACCCGCCUCUCGGGACCCCAUACGCCUUUCCCACCCCGCAGGGGGGCAAACCACUUCUCAGCCCGGCGACGACCGCGCCGACGCACGAAAGCGUCAACAACGACGUGGACGGGUCGGCACUAACCAGUAUCUCCGCGGUCGGGCAGUCGCACCGCCAGCAGCAAAUAUCCAUACGUCCCGGGUUCGCCGGACCAUCCCUAGACUACGACACAUUACUCGACGACCUCGCUUCCAUCGACUACGUUGACCGUGUUGAUACGGACCCACACUUUAUGGUAAACUUGGGGUUUGCCCCUGGCUGUGGCGAUCUCGCCGAGAUCUUGUCCCGCGACUUUGGCACUUUGUGAUAGCGACCAUUUACUGCAAUUCCAUGUUGACGGUCUUCCGAAUUGUUCAUCCCAUAUAUACCACGAGCAAUGAGCAUACAAACCUCAUGAGCAUACUUCUCAGUUAGCUAGUCCAAGCUCAAUAACAACGGACAUUGAAUCACGACCGUCAACAGUAGACCAUGCCUAUGCAUGAGUUCUCCAGUGGGUAUAGUCGUGCGUGCUAGAUUACUGCCUUGGUCUAUUAUUUAUGCAGCAGCAAUGAUUGAGUUCUGGGAGUCGGGCGUGUUGCCAGGGGUUUCCCCUAGGAAAAGGGGGUUCCGAGCCAUUCUUUGACUACGGCCUAGGGUUAUUAGCAUAUUUUGUAAAGUUGACAAGAAGCUAGGUAAUCAAUGGCACUGUCGCUUAGG